AUGGGAUUCAAGUUUAACUACUUGUUGAUUCUCCUCUUUUCUCUUGUCACUCUAUCACAAUUUCAGUUCUCUCAGGCUUCCACAUUUGUGGUUGAUGGUGUUUCACAAUGGAAAAAUCCUCAGGCUCACAUAGGUGACACUGUCAUUUUCCAGCACAAGUAUCAUCACUACAGCCUCCACAUUUUCAAGAACAAGAUUGCAUUUUCUGUCUGCAACUUCACUCAAGCUACAAUCUUGACAAAGCCCAAUUCCACAGUUUACACAUGGCACAUUUCACGGCCUGGCUUCUUCUACUUCUCCUUCAACAACGGCUCCAGCGACGCCUGCCUGCAAGGAAAUAAGCUCGCCGUCGAGGUCUACCCCGCCCCGCCGCCGGAAUCGGCGCCGCCUCCCACCUCCGGAGGCACCGUAGCGUCGUCGCCGGCGUUCCCCUGGCCGUCUCAGCCUCGGGAGGGCGUGUCGCCGGGACCCGCGCCGGGUUUGUCGAUGGCAGCGGGUGGGCCCUCGUCGCCGGAGAAAGAAGGCGUGCCUUUCAUCAACAGCAGCCCGGCUGUGCCUCUGCCGACCGGCGAAGUUGACUCCGCCACGUUUCGUCCGCCGUCAACGUCAGGCAACUGGCACUCUGAUCAGGUGAAAGGGUUUUGUGGAGUUCAGAUAGGGUUGAGCUGUGUGAUGUUGCUACUAAUGAUGAUUUAG
This is a messenger RNA of Striga hermonthica, 696 nucleotides long. Lineage: Eukaryota; Viridiplantae; Streptophyta; Magnoliopsida; Lamiales; Orobanchaceae. The record is from the annotation of a GenBank genome assembly.